AUGUCCCCCCCCUUCAACACCCAAGGCGAUCACCCAAGCCACCCCAAAAAAACCAUGCGCGCCGUAAUCUGGUCCGGCCACCCCCACAACAUGACCGUCCGCACCGUCCCCCGUCCAACCCUCCGCCACCCGCAAGACGCCAUAAUCCGCAUCUCCACCGCCGCCAUCUGCGGCACCGACCUGCACACCUACCACGGCAUCUUCGGCAGCACCACCCCGCCCUGGACCAUGGGCCACGAAGGCGUGGGCGUCAUCGUCGAAACCGGUCCGGGGCUCACCCACUUCCACGUCGGCGACCGCGUGCUGGUCCCCUGCGGCGCGAACUGCGGGUUUUUUUCGGUGGACAAACGGGCUGAGGACUUGGGGCAUUUGUAUGGGGCUGGGCCGGAUUUUGGUUUUGGUUUUGGGAGUGAUGGCGGGGCCCAGGCCGAGUAUUUACUUGUGCCGUUUGCGGAUGACUCGCUUGUUGCUAUACCCCCUAGCCAGGACAUCUUCGCGAGCGACCUGGAUUACAUCUCCCUAACCGAUAUCUUCCCCACCGCCUGGGCCGGCCUAGACUACUCCCAUUUCCACCCGGGCGACACAGUCGCCAUCUUCGGUCUCGGCCCCGUCGGUCUGCUAUGCGCAUACAUCGCCCUCCUCCGGGGCGCCUCCCGCGUCUACGGCAUCGACCACGUCCCCGCGCGGCUAGCCAAAGCCGCCUCCAUCGGGGCGGUACCGAUCGACUUUUCGGUAGCGUCAGGCGCGGAGGGCCCAGCGAGUGAUCAGAUUCUGCGGAGGGAACCUUUGGGGGUGGAGAGGAGUGUGGAUUGUAUCGGGCAGGAGUGUGUUAAUCAUGAACUGCGGCCGGAGCAGGAUUAUGUGCUGCGGGAGGCGGUCAAAGUAACCAAAUUCAACGGGGGGAUAGGGAUACUAGGUGUGUAUAUUGCGCAGGGGACAUCGGAGGGGACGCCGCGGGGUGGGGAGAUGAAGGGGGAGUUGAAGGUGGGCGUGCCGGAGAUGUUUAGGAAGAAUUUGACGGUGGGGAUGGGGCCGGUGAAUACGUCGUUGUAUGAGAUUGUGCCGAGGGCGGUGGAGUUGGUGAGGACGGGGAGGGUCAAGUUGGGGUGGAUUGUUACGGCGCAGAUUGGGAUUGAGGAGGCGCCGGAGGCGUAUCGGAGGUUUGAUCGGAAGGAGGAGAUUAAGGUUGUGAUUCGGUUUCCGUGGGCCAUGGGGAAGCCUUCUUCUUUGGCGGAGACAGCUGAGGCGGGGACUACGAGUGGUGAAGGUGAGAGUAGCAAGGCUGAGAAGACCUCGGGAAAGGCCGUAGAAGAGAGGAGGAUCCCAAGAGAGGGAUCUCAAGGGGAGGAUCUUGCUGACCUUGGGAUUUUCCAACACUAA
Messenger RNA from Dichotomopilus funicola, 1380 nucleotides. RefSeq lists its product as uncharacterized. Gene Ontology annotation, molecular function: oxidoreductase activity. The record is from RefSeq and is a predicted model, not a curated record. The coding region runs from base 1 to 1380 and encodes 459 amino acids. The transcript is spliced from 2 exons. NCBI's taxonomy places the organism in Eukaryota, Fungi, Ascomycota, Sordariomycetes, Sordariales, Chaetomiaceae.